AAGGUCAGUCUUGCAUGCACGAUCGUUCUCGGUGGGAUGUCCUCUACUACAUGAACAUCUAAAAUGUUACAACAUUUUCUGGAAAAUACAGCGUGCAACUGGUUAUAACAGUAUAUAUAUCAGCUUGGCCAUGUCCAGUGGACCACCAUCUACAGUACAGUUGAGUCCUAUCAAAUCAGAAGCUAAACAACAACUAUUUGGCAGCUGCUGGAGCUGUCGACUAGUAUCAGGCGGUGGACUGUUGGCUGCCGGAGCAUAUGUAUACAUGCAGGCGCGUAAUACAAUGCGUCUAGGUGGGCCGACAUCUCUUGGCACAGUUGUCAUGAUCGCAUUUGCAGCAGGAUUGGCUUCAUGGGGCGUCGUGGUGAUUGCUGAUCCAGUGGGAAAGGCGACAAAGAAAGCAUAGCGAUGCUGAACAUUUCAUCAAUAACCAAAACAACAGUGGCAUGAUAGCAUACCGCAAGCUUGAAAUUGUUUAGCAAAACUGUGCUUAUGUAAGAAUGAAUUUACAAUAGUGUUUCAUUAAAUGUGUUUAUUUGCAAAAUGA
This is a messenger RNA of Triplophysa dalaica, 547 nucleotides long. It is a transcript of the gene dmac1, whose product is annotated as distal membrane arm assembly component 1. The record is from RefSeq and is a predicted model, not a curated record. NCBI's taxonomy places the organism in Eukaryota, Metazoa, Chordata, Actinopteri, Cypriniformes, Nemacheilidae. The coding region runs from base 131 to 406 and encodes 91 amino acids. The transcript is spliced from 2 exons.